UUUUAUUAAUCUUGUCACUAAAGGCGCGAAAUUCAAAUUUUUAAUUCUGGGCACAAGAUGGCAGAUUUUCCAACGAAAGUUCCAAAUUCGAUUUCAUGAGUGUCAACUAUUUGUCAUUUUUGAGUUGAUUUGAGUUUUCUUGAUGAUUUCUAAAUUGGAUUAAAUACAAUGGGCAAACAUUUCGGCGAAUUAGCGACUAUUCGCGGAAUAGUCUACUACAGACUGUCUCCUCAUGAACUAAACCCUAUAGCUGGACUACUCAGUAGAGGACUACCAAAUGUUUGGCCGAGGACUACGGCUACUAUACUUAGAUGGUUGCCACCAUUCAUUUUGGGAUACGCAUCGUACGCUUCCGUAGAGUAUGCAUUUCUGCAAUCAAAACGAAAGAAUCCGAAAGAUUACUUAAAUGAAGUGGACCCUAACCCACCGCCGCCGCCACCACCCGAAGAAAAGAAGUGCGAACCCAAAGAUAAAAAGAAGAAGUAGGUAAAUAGGUAGUGUGAGAAAAUGUGUACGGUCCACCUGGUCAUUUGCGUCUGAUGGAGUAAAUGCGUUUUUUGAAGAUAUCUUAAUGAACAAAAUAUAUUAGAAUUAUGAUAGCCUUUUAAAUUUAAAGUUUGACGAUCAUACUUGGAUUGAACAUAGAGGGAUGCAAUAGUUGUAAAAUUUUCCGUUUAGUUAGA
This is a messenger RNA of Leguminivora glycinivorella, 683 nucleotides long. RefSeq names its product cytochrome b-c1 complex subunit 8-like. Gene Ontology annotation, biological process: mitochondrial electron transport, ubiquinol to cytochrome c. The transcript is spliced from 2 exons. Bases 169 to 486 code for a protein of 105 amino acids. Lineage: Eukaryota; Metazoa; Arthropoda; Insecta; Lepidoptera; Tortricidae. The record is from RefSeq and is a predicted model, not a curated record.